Messenger RNA from Phascolarctos cinereus (koala), 3028 nucleotides. RefSeq names its product calcium-activated chloride channel regulator 1-like. Lineage: Eukaryota; Metazoa; Chordata; Mammalia; Diprotodontia; Phascolarctidae. Gene Ontology annotation, biological process: chloride transport. Gene Ontology annotation, cellular component: plasma membrane. The record is from RefSeq and is a predicted model, not a curated record. Gene Ontology annotation, molecular function: intracellularly calcium-gated chloride channel activity.
UAAAGACAGAUUGACAGAGGGACACAGAAAGAGAAGGGCCUUCUGGACCAACACUCUCUGGCACGGAAUAAUGGGAACCUUUAAGAAUUUUAUCUUCACCUUAACCUUGUACCUGCUGCAGGGGGUAACUGCUUCCCUCAUUCAGCUGAAUAAUAAUGGCUAUGAAAACAUUGUCAUUGCCAUUGACCCAACUCUGCCAGAGGAUGAUAAACUCAUUCAACACAUAAAGGACAUUGUGUCAGAGGCUUCAAUUUACCUAUACAAGGCUACAGAAAAAAGAUUUUACUUCAAAGCAGUAUCCAUCUUGAUUCCUAAGACAUGGCAGACAAAACCAGACUAUGAGAAACCGAGACUUGAGACUUACAAAAAUGCAGACAUCAUCAUUGAAGUCCCUAAUCCCCCAGGCAAUGAUGUUCCACGAACUGACCACUUUGGACAGUGUGGAGAGAUUGGACAGAGAAUUCAUCUAACUCCUAACGUCGCAUUAGGGAAAAAGUUGGAUGAGUAUGGACCACCAGGUAGAAUUUUAGUUCAUGAAUGGGCCCAUUUGCGGUGGGGAGUAUUUGAGGAAUACAAUGAAGCCGAGCCUUUCUACCAGUCUAAUGGAAAAAAUGUACCAGUAAAAUGUUCUGAAGGUAUCACUGGUGCAAAUAAGGCAUAUACAUGUUCUGGAGGCAGCUGUUCAGUCACAUCAUGCACAACAGAUCCCAAAACAGGAAAGUUUGACAAAGACUGUAUUUUCUUACCUGACAAAGUUCAGACUGAGAAAGCCUCCAUCAUGUUCAUGCAAAGCAUCAAUUCUGUGGUUGAAUUUUGUACAGAAAAGAACCAUAACAAUGCUCCAAAUGCUCAAAACCAGAAGUGCAGCCUCAGGAGCACAUGGGAAGUGAUCCAAGAUUCUGAAGACUACAAGGCUUCCACUCCGAUGACAGCAGCACAGCCACCCCAGCCCACCUUCUCGCUGAAACAGAUCCGAGAAAGGAUCCUGUGCCUAGUUCUGGAUAAGUCUGGAAGCAUGGCGAGUGAGAACCGGCUAAAUCGCCUGAAUCAAGCCUCCAAACAUUUCCUGCUUCAGAUCAUUGAACGUGGAUCCUGGGUUGGGAUGGUCACAUUUCACAGUGCAGCCUCUGUCAAAAGUGAACUGGUACAGAUAGAGACAGAUGCUCAGAGGAAUACCCUCAUUACCAAGUUACCUGCUUUCGCUUCAGGAGGAACAUCCAUCUGCUCUGGACUCAGAUCAGCAUUUCAGGUAAUAGGAAAGAAAUUCUCAACAGAUGGUUCAGAAAUUGUCCUUCUGACUGAUGGAGAAGACAAUACACUCAGCACAUGUUUUGAUGUAGUGAAGCAAAGUGGGGCCAUCAUCCACACAGUUGCUCUGGGACCAUCUGCAGCCAUAGAUCUGGAGAAGCUGUCAAAGAUGACAGGAGGUGUGCAGACAGCUGCUACAGACAAUGUCCAGAACAAUGGGCUCAUUGAUGCAUUCAGUGCCCUCUCAUCAGCAAAUGGACUGAUCACUCAACGGUCUGUCCAGCUUGAGAGUAAGGGAGCCACUCUGAAGGAUGGGGAAUGGUUGAAUGGCACAGUUACUGUUGACAGCACAGUAGGCAAUGACACACUAUUUCUUGUCACGUGGACAGCACAACAACCCCAAAUGUUUGUCUCAGACCCCAGUGGGAAAAUCUAUGAUACUUUUUCGGUGGAUGCAAAUUCCAAAAUGGCAUACCUCAAAAUACCAAACACUGCUAAGGAUGGAAUUUGGACUUAUAGCCUUAUGUCAAGUGCACAAACCGUGACUCUGACAGUGACCUCCCGUGCUGCAGAUUCUAAUGUAAUCCCUAUUACAGUGGAUUCUAAAAUGAAUAAAGACACCAGCACCUUCCCUAGUCCAAUGGUUGUUUAUGCAGAAGUUCACCAAGGAUCCCUGCCUAUUAUAGGAGCCACUGUAACAGCCCUCAUUGAAUCAGCUGAUGGAAGGACAGUGACUCUGGAACUUCUGGAUAAUGGUGCAGAUCCUGAUGCUUUCAAAAACGAUGGUGUCUAUUCAAGGUAUUUCAGAUCCUACAAAACAAAUGGUCGAUACAGCUUAAAAGUGAGAGCCCUGGGAGGAACAAGCACCCAAAUGUCAAGACCCCAAGUGAAUGGAGCCUUUUAUGUACCAGGUUGGAUAGAGAAUGGAGAAGUAAAAAUGAAUCCACCACGACCUGAAUUUAAUGCCAAUGACCUUCAAGGCAAGCAAGUAUCUUUCAGCAGAACAGCAUCAGGAGGUUCAUUUAUAGUAACCAAUAUUCCAAGUGGCUCUAUUCAAGAUGUAUUCCCACCAUCUCAAAUCACUGACCUCAAGGCUCAGAUAGAAGGAAAUCGAAUUAAUCUGACAUGGACAGCUCCUGGAGAUGACUAUGAUGAUGGUCAAGCCCAAGAGUACAUCAUACGAAUGAGUGAAAAUAUCCUUGACCUACGGGAUAAGUUUGAUGAUGCUCUCCAAGUGAACACUACUCACCUGACACCUAAGGAGGCCAGCACCCAGGAAUUCUUUGUGUUUGAGCCAAAAGGCAUCAAUCUGGUAAAUGGCACCAACAUCUGCAUUGCCAUCCAGGCUGUUGAUAAAGCAAAUCUGAAGUCCAAAUUAUCCAACAUUGCACAAGUAUCUGUAUUUAUACCUCCAGAGGAGACCCCUUGUAGUGGCAGUCACAUCUAUAAAAUAAUGUUGAAGUGGCUGGGUGAGCUGCAGGUGACGAUACCGAAGUAAAGGGCCUUAUGUAUAGAGGCCUGAAGCUCAGGUUUUGUGAGAGGAGUACAAAUCCAGUUUUUCUUCUGGCUUUGUCCCACCUCAUCCAUUCCCCUUUUGAUUAUAAACAUUUCUCAGAUGUAUUCCUGAUUGCCGGGUGUGAAGGAAACAUUGACAUGUGGAUGAUGUAACACAAAAUAUCUGGAUGUGUAUGUGAAAGGACUAUUUAGCCAAGUGUGACAAUUAUCACCUUUUUAUUCACUAUCCUGCCCACUGACAAAUAAAGUCUACUCUCAUUUACCA